Mesorhabditis spiculigera is the source of this 777-nucleotide messenger RNA. The record is from the annotation of a GenBank genome assembly. NCBI's taxonomy places the organism in Eukaryota, Metazoa, Nematoda, Chromadorea, Rhabditida, Rhabditidae.
AUGGGCCUCUACGGCCCGUGGUCACCCUACGGGCAAACGGGUCGAAUAACGCGGCGGCUAUUCUAUUUGGCAAAUUUGUUAACGUUGUUUUUCUCCCUCGCGUGUUUAUCCUACGGCGCAUGGCUCGUCCACAAUAGAAGUCAAUAUGCAGAAUUAUUGGAGCCAUCGUUAUACGUGGACGUGGGCCGGAUCAUGAUCGUUGUUUCGAUCAUCAGCAUGAUCCUCUCGGUCUACGCCGUCUACGCGCUCGUCAACGAGUUGAGAUGUGGAAUUUAUUUCUACGGCGUCGGCUCGAUCGUCACGUUCCUGAUGCUGUUCCUAGGCGGCAUCAUGGGAUUCGUGUUUUGUAAUAAAUUGACAGUCGAGAUCCCGCUCGACCUCAAGAUGUCGACCUCACUGCGGGAACUCUAUGGGUCUCCGGAGAUGCCGAAGGUCAAGGAGGCAUGGGACGAGUUGCAGCUGAAUUUCCGCUGCUGUGGUGUCAACGGGACCGACGACUACAGUAUGUGGCGGACAUCAAAGUGGUAUAUGCACCAGAGGACGGAGAAGAUCCCGGUCCCGCAUUCAUGUUGCUUCCCCGGACAAUAUGAAGCAUGUAUCCGGGAAGCCAAUGGGGUCGGGGAGCCUCGUUUUCUCUACACCGACACCUGCUACGAUCCCCUAAAAGCGGAUCUGCUGAAUGUGGUCGAGGUGGCGGCGUGGAUGCUGGUUGUCAGCAGUUUCGUCCAGGGCGUCCCCGCCGUCUUGGCCAUCUUCUACGCGCGACUGAUCAAGAAA